Bombus pyrosoma is the source of this 1461-nucleotide messenger RNA. RefSeq names its product circadian clock-controlled protein daywake (gene Jhbp1). The record is from RefSeq and is a predicted model, not a curated record. NCBI's taxonomy places the organism in Eukaryota, Metazoa, Arthropoda, Insecta, Hymenoptera, Apidae. The coding region runs from base 49 to 795 and encodes 248 amino acids. The transcript is spliced from 5 exons.
UGGAGACCUUUUUCCUCUUUGAAACUCACCUUGAAAGAAGCUGUUAGGAUGAGCACGAUGAACAUCGCGACAUUGUGUUUUCUACUGGUCGUAACUGCUGUCACCACUCUCUCCAUCGACUCGAAUCCUGAAUACGUGAAACAGUGUUCGAGAAGCGAUCCGAAGCUAAAAACAUGCUUGAUCGAUGCGUUACACCAUUUGAGACCGUAUUUGAGUGUCGGAAUACCGGAAAUCGAGCUGCCUUCCGUCGAACCAUUUCGCAUGGACGAGCUGACUCUCUCCCUGACAGGUGGUACGAACGGUUACAAGGUUCAACUGCGUGAACUGUUCGUAAAGGGAGCGAGUAACUAUACCGUGGAAGACAUCAAACUCGGCUCACCCUUCGAAGCCAUUGUACGAAUGCCAGCCCUCGUCUUGGACGCGCAUUAUUCCAGUUCAGGAGUGUUAAUUAUCUUACCAGCCAGUGGCAAUGGAACGUUCCACGCGCGGUUCGACGAUGUCAGAGCUCUGGUCAAAGGCACCGUUUCGACGAAAGAAAGGGAUGGAAAAACGUACCUUAACGUGGAUAACCUUGACGUUGUUCUGGAAGUGAAGAAUGUGAAUAUGAGGGUCCGAAAGAUUUUUAACAACAAUCGAAUCCUUACCGAGGCAACCAACCUGUUCCUCCGCGAAAACGGACAGGAAGUUUUAAAAGUGAUGGAGCCGCAGUUGAAAAGGAAGCUGUCCGUACUCUUCGCUGGAAUCGUUAAUCAAUUGUUACGUCACGUGCCAGUCGAAGUUUUCCUACUGCCUUGAAUUUCGCAUUUUUCCUCGGAAAAAAGAAAAGAUACGAUUAAGAAAGAAAAAAAUCUAAGAAAACGACAAAUAGUCCAAAUUAGUGCGUUUCACCGAGGGUUACGAUACAGUAACGAGUAACUUGGGUUAAUAACUUCGAGUAGAACAAGAUAAACAAGGAACAGUAUUGUUACGACGUUUAGUUUAAUUCGUUUCAAUGCAACUGAUAAUAUAAGGUUGAAUUUAUUGUAGAGAAGGCAACAAAAUAUAUGUAUAUUGUAUAUAUUUAUAAAAGCGUAGGUUUGUUUUCUUAACAACUAUUUACCCUUGACCCGAUAAUAUUAUACGCAAUAAUCACUCAUGCAAUAAAAAUUACAAGAGGAGAAUCGUUCUGCAAAGUACAAUCGUUUUACAUUACAAGAUUUGCUUACAGCAUGAUGAAUACGUUUCUCUAUAAUUUACAUGUACUUUGCAUUUUAAAAAUACGUAGACGGAUGUUUACAAGAAUCUGUGCAAAUAUAUCGACUUGAACGUACCUAUGCUCUCCGCUUUUUUUUUUUUUCUAAUUAAUUUUGUGAUUACAGUAUUUUGCACCUGUAUUUGAAUUUUGAUCGUUUAAUCGACAAAUUGAAUAAAUAAAUAUUGUUUAACAUAGGUCUGUGAAGUAUUGUAAUAAUUCCAGAAUAA